AAACUUUCAGAAUAAAUCCAUCAUCAGUCCUCCCCUCACUCCCUCUCCCGCUCCUCCCCCUGGUUGGCUGUCAGCUGACAAACGUUCCACCCAGGCGGCCUGUGAUUGGCUCAGCUGGCUGUCCAUCAUCGUGGGAGCGCCCGGCUCUAGCCCCCUUCCAACAGAGACGCACCGCUGCUCUCCUCCACUGCUGUUUAGUGCGUCGAUCGGCGGAGGGAAGUGGAGUUCGCGCGUCUUGUUGUGCGUCCGUGGACCAAACAGCAGCAGCAGCAGCAGCAGCAGCAGUGGUGCGCUCUUUUCCUCCUCCAGAUCCGCAGACAUCCCGGGGAGUUGACACGCCGUGCAUGCCUCGGACAGCAGGAGGAGGAGGAUAACCGCUUUCCUCUUCUUCUUCAUGAUCAUUUUGAGUCAUUGAGACAUACAUAUUUUUGCAUUUCCCUCAUGGUAACCAACACUGAGCAGCCGGAGACAUGUGGAAUAUUGCGGGGAAAUUGCACCACUUCUUACUAGUGUGUUUUCUCCUGACACUGUGGGCUGAGGUGUCUCAGUCCACUGGUUACUUCGAGCUGCAGUUGAUUUCGGUGGAAAACCCCAAAGGUCAGCUCCUCAACGGCGACUGCUGCGACGCGGAGAAGAGCGCGGCAGAGGGCCACUGUGGCACGGACGAGUGUGACACUUAUUUCAGAGUGUGUUUGAAGGAAUACCAAACGGAGGUCACGACCAAUGGACCGUGCACGUACGGCUCGGAAACUACUAAGGUUAUCGGUGGAAAUACUUUUCAGUUCAAAGGCGGCCAGAAAACCGGACAGAACCGGAACAACGACGCCGGGAAGAUCACCAUUCCUUUUCAGUUCGCGUGGCCGCGAGCAUACACUGUGAUAGUGGAGGCGUGGGACAGGGACAAUGGAACACACAGCAAUGACGAUGAGCUGCUGAUUGAGCGCAGCAUCCUCAAAGGGAUGAUCAACCCCGGAGAUGAGAAGCAGACGGAGGAGUACAAAAGCUUGAUCGCCAGCCUCGAGUACACCAUCCGCGUACGCUGCAACGAACACUACUACGGCACCAAGUGCAACAAAGUGUGCCGACCACGGGAUGACUACUUCGGUCAUUACGUGUGCGACCAGUUAGGGAACAGAGAGUGCAUAGAGGGCUGGACCGGACCCGACUGCAAAGCAGCCAUCUGCAAGCAAGGAUGCAGCCUCCAGCAUGGGACGUGCAGCGUGCCAGGAGAAUGCAAGUGUAACUACGGCUGGCAGGGUCCUCUCUGCGACGAGUGUCUGCCGUAUCCCGGCUGUGUUCACGGUACCUGCAGCGAGCCCUGGCAGUGCACCUGCGAGAAGAACUGGGGAGGUCUGCUGUGUGACAAAGAUCUGAACUACUGCGGCACCAACCGGCCCUGCAAAAAUGGAGGAACGUGCAUGAACCCAGAGCCGGACGAGUACAACUGCGUCUGUCCAGAUGGAUACUCUGGCAAGAACUGUGAGAUUGCUGAGCACGCCUGUGUGUCCAACCCAUGUGCCAAUGGAGGGACUUGUCAUGAAGUCCCAUCAGGCUUUGAGUGUCACUGUCCUGAUGGCUGGUCUGGGCAGACCUGCGCUCAAGACACAGACGAAUGUGCAUCCAACCCCUGUGCUCAGGGCGGGACCUGCAUCGACAUGGAGAACGGCUUUGAAUGCCUCUGUCCUCCACAGUGGACAGGAAAGACGUGCCAGAUAGACGUGAACAGCUGCCACGGUCAGUGUCAGAACGGAGGGACCUGCAAGGGGUCUACCAGAGGCUACCAGUGUGCUUGCCAGGCGGGCUUCGUUGGACGGCACUGCGAGAUCCAGAGAAACCGCUGCGCAAGCAGCCCAUGUAGGAAUGGCGGACGCUGCCACGCCCUGCUGGACGGCUUCAUGUGUGAAUGCCUGCAGGGCUUUGCUGGCACAACCUGUGAGGUGCAGAACGACCCGUGCAGCCCAAACCCGUGUCACAAUAAGGCCCAAUGCCACAGCCUGAUGGGAGAUUUCUACUGCAGCUGCCCGGAUGACUAUGAAGGCAAAACCUGCUCAGAGCUCAAAGACCACUGCAAGACCAACAGGUGUCAAGUGAUUGAUAGUUGCACAGUUGCUGUGGCAACUAACGACACCCAAAAGCGGGUGUGGCACAUCUCUUCCAAUGUGUGCGGCCCCCACGGUCGUUGCAUCAGCCUUCCUGCCGGGAACUUCAGCUGCUCCUGUGAGCCAGGAUUCACUGGCACCUACUGCCACGAGAAUAUAAACGACUGUGCGUCAUCACCCUGUAAGAACGGAGGCACAUGCAUAGAUGGUAUCAACUCCUUCCAGUGUUUCUGCCCAGACGGCUGGGAGGGCAGUCUGUGUGAUGUUGACGUGAAUGAGUGCAACAGAAACCCCUGUCAGAAUGGAGGCCAAUGUGUCGAUCUGUUUAACGACUUCUACUGCAACUGUGUUGACAACUGGAAAGGAAAGACCUGCCACUCACGUGAGAGCCAGUGCGACUCCACUACCUGCAGUAAUGGAGGGACGUGUUACGACCACGGAGACUCUUUCCUGUGUAGCUGCCCCUCAGGCUGGGGUGGCAGCACCUGCAACACAGCCAAGAACAGCACAUGUGACCUGGGCCCGUGUGAGAACAGCGGGACUUGUGUUGGAGGAGGAGACGGCUUCACUUGCAUCUGCAAGGACGGCUGGGAGGGACCCACCUGUGCACAGAAUGUGGAUGACUGCAACCCACAUCCCUGCUACAACGGCGGCCUCUGCGUCGACGGCGUGAACUGGUUUCGCUGCGAAUGCGCCCCGGGAUUCGCCGGUCCGGACUGCCGCAUCAACAUAGAUGAGUGUCAGUCGUCUCCUUGUGCUGAGGGUUCAACCUGCAUGGACGAAAUCAACGGCUACCGCUGCGUUUGUCCUCCAGGAUACGCUGGAGCUCGCUGUCAGGAGUUUAUCGGUCUUGGAAAGUCGUGCCGUCAUGCCGGGCUGCAGUUUCCUCACGGCAGCCGCUGGGAGGAGGAGUGUAACAGCUGUCAGUGCGUCAACGGAUACGUCGGCUGCUCCAAGGUGCGUUGCGGUCGUCGGCCCUGCCUCCUCCCCAAAGCUCUGCCUCCUCCUGCGGACGCGAACUCUCCGCCCUGCCCCGGCGGUCACGAGUGUGUGGAGCAUCAGUUCCUCACCUGCUUCUCUCCACCCUGCCACCAGUGGGGUGUGUGUUCGACGCCCGACCCCCCGACGCCCCUCCACACCCAGUGUGAGCCCAACAGUGGUUACCUUGAUAACAGCUGCGCCCGCAUCACGCUCAUCUUCAAAAAGGACAAAGUGCCGCAGGGCACCACUGUAGAGAACAUCUGCUCCGAGCUGAGGUACCUCCCUGUGACUCAGACGCUAGCAGAGGAGCGAGGGCUGCUCAUCCUCUGCGACCUGUCCUACACCAACGGUGACGCUGUGGAGGUUGCAAUGUCCUUCGAGCAGGACGGGCGGUCGAAGGACAGCGAUCGUGGACAGAUCCAGAAGGCAGCCAGCACUAUCAUUGGCGCCCUCUCCAAACGCCACAACAGCACCGUGAUGCUGGCUGUGGUGGAGGUCAAAGUGGAGACGAAGGUGGAGUCACCGCCUGUUGGCUACCUGGUCCCGGUGCUGUGCGUCGUCUUCAGCAUCCUCUGGAUCUUCUGCAUCGUCAUCUGCGUGUGGUGGACCCGCAAGAGAAAGAAAGAGCGCGAGAGAGCCACCCGAUCCGAAGACACCACGGUCAACAACCAGCUGGAGCCGCUGCGGAGCAACGCCCUCAAGGACAACCGCGACAAAGACAUUCAGUACGAAUGCAAGAAACUGAUGGGCCCCUCCGACAGGACGUGCGACGGGGCCGAGGGCGAGGAGGAAGGGGAGCAGGAGGGGGAGCAGGAGGAAGACGAGGAGAGGGCGCUCGGCAUGGGGGAGAAGUGCCCGCCGCAGAAGUGCUCCAUAGCGGGGGCGGUGCAGGACAGAGGGAUGAUGGGUAAAGGAGGGGUGAUCUCCACGUUGCGCAGCGGUCCAGUGAAGGCGCCGCACCGGACGGCGUACAGCCCCAAAGACAACCGGUGUAAAAACCUGAACGCCGCCAAGCUCAGCGAGGACGUUAAAGACCAAUAUGUAUGAACACAGGAGAGACAGAAAACAAACUGCAAUGUCUUCAACGUCACUGACUGUUCAACUCUUAAAAGCACCAAAAGUGAAGAUUACAGAUGCUUUAAUUUUCUAUUUUUUGUUUUUCACACCUUAUUUAACUUUUUUUCGUCUGCAGCACGGAGGCUUCUUUUACCAAAAAAAAAAAACACAAAAAAAACAACCAAAAAAAAAAAAAAAAGCAACAUUGAACAUCACCGCUUCUGGAGUUUUCAGUUUAAUUGUCACACUUUUUGAAAUCAAGACGAUCAUCUUUUCAUCACUCUUGAUUUUUUUUUUUUUUUUUGCCGUUUACAGUCUUUAUUUUGGGUUUUCCAGUUUUCAUCCCAACUAACACAAACCCUUUUCUCAUUGGACCCUGGAGAUCUAACCCACCGUCAUUGGCUGGCAGCUGUUAACAUUGUGAUUACUGUUUGGUGCAUUCAGUUCCUGUCUGCCUUAGCCCAAAACCUGCGGGCCUUUUCUACACUGUCCUGAUACUUUGUCAUUUUUUUUUUUUAAAAGAAAAAAAAGCAACAAAAAAAAUAUUUUAUAUACAUUUAAGUCGUGAGAGUUGGCGCAGAGAAUCCAGCGUUUGUUUCCUGGCAUGAGCAAAUUUUUUGUUUACAUUCACAAACAUCUUUCCCAUCUUGUGUUCCCGCUUAUUAAAGGCUCUUACAUUAAUACUCAGCAGAUCGCUCCCACUGCUCUCCGUGAGUCUCCAUGAUGAUUUCAGUAUUUUGUUUGGUAGAGAAGUGCCUUCAGCCCUUAUUUUGUCUCUUUCCUCUCCUCCUGAAGAGCUUAUGCAGAAUUAAAAUCAUAUAAAGGGAAAGAUGUCGUGGUAACAACUCUUCAUGCCCCGGUAAAGUUAUUUUCUUUGCGAUGUACAUAUGUAAAUAUGAAAAAAAAGGCUGUUUAUAUUUGAAUUUAGUAACUUAAGUGAUGCUUUGUAUCAUAGUUAUUCUAAAGAAUAAGACUGUUUUUGUGCUUGUUGUUUUCUUAUUGAUGUCAUUCCGUUUAUUUGUGUCUGUUGACACUCUGACAGGUUUUAUACAGAUUUGGGGACUGUUUCCGAGGUCCCACUGAAUCAUGAGCGUUGGUUUGAAAAGAAAACAGAUCAUGAUUGUUUGUCUUCAUGUGUUGUGAUUGUUUGUUCAAGCUGUUCAGAACACAAAUACAGAGUUUGGAGAGUUGUUUGUCGGACCUGUGAGUCAUUUUGGGUUCUUAGAAAGCUCCUCCUCCUAUCAGUCUUGGAUUUCAGAGUGAACCUGGAUAUGUGUGAGGGACUUUAGAAUCCCAAACACGACCUGGAAGACUCAACUUUCUGCUCCACUGAUUUAAACGUCAGGUAUCUGACGGUUCAAGACCUACAAAUCCAAAUCUUUCAGGUCAUGAAACUUUUGAUUUUAUUCAUUCAUUCUGAGUUGGAGUUUCAAAGUGUUCAAGAUAUUUUUAAGAGCCUUGCUGCACUGACAAAUUUCAGUCAGCCCUUCAAAAAACCAUCAACAGGUCAGCUUUUUAAACGCUUACAGGCUCUGAACUGUGUUUCUGUUCAGCCCUCUUUCAGUGGUCACACAUUUAAUGUUGCUUUUUGUCAUUCAGCAUCCUUUCAUGGUAGUGCAGAGUACCAGUGAACAGGCAGGUGAUACUUGGCCACACUGCAGCAGCCAGCUGACAUUCAAUGUCUCUUUACAUGUAAGAUACUUCAAAGGAACGGCUUCAUGCCGCUCCUCCAGAAGUCUGGAUACAUCUGUUCUUUCGUCUACUGUGUCUGAAAUCUUCAGGAAGGCCUACUGCUCCACGUAGAGUUCCCUUUAAGUUCCCACAGUUCCCAAUUAAAGAAGCCAGACCAGUGUAUUUGUAUUUCACAGCACUUUUUGGAAAUUACUUUUAUUAUUUUAAUCCUUCUUUACUUCUUUUAACACAGGAAAUAGUCAGCAGCUUUAUAAGGUUCAUUAAUUUUUGCCACUCCUAACAGAUGCAGAGUAGCUUAAAAUACGAAGUCUGUCAUCUUUUCUUUGUUCUACCAUUUUCAAACCCUUCUUAGUUAUUUGGACUCACAUUUGUUAAAAAAAUAAAGUUCAAAAGUCAAUGCAGAGCUCUACUUUAUCCAUGACUCGCUCUUAAUUGGGGAUUCCAAAUGGCACAAAUCAAAGUGCACCUGUGCUGUGCUGAAGAGUGGAGUCUUAAAGGACCAUUUUGAAUCCACACUCGUGGGUCACAGGGUCCAAACAACUUGAAAGCACUGCUGCUGGUCCCUCCUAAGCCGGCUCGUACUUGAGUUAUAAAUUCACAAUUUUACAGUGUGUUGACAGUGGAGAUGCCACGCAAGGCAGAGGGUGUUUAGUGAGUAUGAAAACCCUUUCAUCUCAGCCCCCCCAGCUCCUGACGCGCCCUAUCAGAAGACACUGAAGCCCUACAAUGAAAAGAAAUCUAAAAGGCGUUGGUUUGAAUGGGAAUCUUCUCACAGCUGAUGAGUGUUUCUUUUUGUUCAUUCAGCCCCACAUCUCCUCCUGUUUCUAUCCUGGUCUAAUGAAGGGAACAAGUUGUGUUGUUGUUGAUGUUGUUGACUGUUGUAGUUGUUGUCCAGUGUUUGUUAAGAGUCUGUUUCUGCACUAAGAACACACAAGAAAAGAGACAAGUUUACCAUUACCUCCACAGCGGUAGUGAGGACAAAAAGUCAGAUAUUGUCACUAUUUGUGGAUGAAAAAUUUUGUUUUCAAAAUCAUGUUAAACCCAAAUUCAUACUCUGUCAGUAAAUUUUACAUUGUGUUAGUCCCACAGGAGGGGCUGAAUGUGCAGAACAUUGUAAUUAUUUUGUACAAAAUUUGGUAAAAGUCUUGGUUUGUUAGUGGAAUUUUUUUUUUGUUCUUAGAACAAUCCUUUUAUUUAUUAAAGUAUUUUAUACCAAA
Messenger RNA from Notolabrus celidotus (New Zealand spotty), 7045 nucleotides. RefSeq names its product protein jagged-2-like. Gene Ontology annotation, molecular function: Notch binding; calcium ion binding. Lineage: Eukaryota; Metazoa; Chordata; Actinopteri; Labriformes; Labridae. Gene Ontology annotation, biological process: establishment or maintenance of epithelial cell apical/basal polarity; multicellular organism development; cell communication. The coding region runs from base 471 to 4127 and encodes 1218 amino acids. The transcript has 25 exons. Gene Ontology annotation, cellular component: plasma membrane; protein-containing complex. The record is from RefSeq and is a predicted model, not a curated record.